AACAGAGCCAGCCAUUUUUUUUUUUUUUGGUAAAGACUCAACCUAUGCUUGAUUUUUUAAAUGUUAUGUGUGAAAAUAAUUUGAAUUCUUUUCUUGUUUUUCAUUCAUGCAUUGUACUCUAUACAGUUUGAACAUCCACAGGUCAUGAUCACUCUUGCUUUAUAUAGUAUUUCUCACCUGUCUGGAGUCUGUUUUCCCUUGUGUGUGGCCAGAUGUGCACCCAUUCUGCAGUUCUCAGUAUCUUUCUGCAUUUCCAUUCCUCUGUCUAGUAUCCCUUACUUCUUCCUCAAGAACUUCUUUUAGGGUAUAUUUAGUGUAGUGAUGAAUUCUCUCAGUUUGUGUUUUCUCUGCGUGUGUGUGUGUGUAAAUUCUUUCUUGUUGGGUUAAGUGUUCUAUAUAUGUUAAUCAAACUUGUAAAUGAUGUUGUUCAGAUGUUUAUAUUCUUACUGACUUGUUGGCUAAUUCUUCUGUCUGCAUACAGAGAGGUAUGUUAAAGCUUCUUAUUCUGUGGUGGAUUUGACUGUCUUCACUAGUUCUGUCACCUUUUGAAGUUGGGAGCUUACAUUGGACUAUGAUAUUUUGGACCAGUAAUCAGCAGGAGACUCUCAGUGUGGGUGGGUAAGUAUAAGUUUUUCCAAUUCCUUAGGUCAAGGGCCCACUUUUCAGUUGACAGGGUGGUGAUUAUUUUAUUUUACAAACAGCAAGGGUUUCUUUGUUCUUAUACUUCCUGUGCCUUUUCUCUCUUCCUCAGGGUUUAUGCUUUGCCUUCUUCUAGUUUUUUUUCCCUUGUAGAAAUUCCUGCUAAAUGUGGAGCACUUUUCUUUUUGAGCUAAAAUAUUUGGGGUAUAUUCAAAGUUCUCCCACUGUUAGGACUUCUCACUAUUUCCAGUUUUUCUCAACUACAUCAACAGCCCCACUGCCAGGCUGCAAUCUUGUGAUUACUGAUCCUAAUUGUGUGUUUUUAUCCUCUCCUUACACAAUAUUUGAAGUUUCUGGGAUUUGCAUCUCUUAAUUUUACUGAAGGUUUGGGUGGCCAGGAAGGUGCUGGUUUCCUGGGGCUUUUAUGUAUCUUAGAAGAAGAGGCAAAAAAUCCUCACAAGGCUAUAUCUGCAUUGCUUCCAGAACCUGGAAUUAUAAGCUCAACAAUUCCUCUUACUUGUGUGUCUUAAAUUUGCCCAACCUUGGAUUCUAAUAUAUUUGUGAGGUUAUGGUCAUGUCCCACAUCUCCUACUUUAAAAAGUUCUCUUUAUAGCUGCUUUUAUUAAUCUAAUGUCAUUUUACUACAUAUGAAUUUAUGAGGUAUGUUAAUCUUCAAUUUUAUUGUAAGUAAAUUUAGCUUUACUGCUCCUAAAUAUUCUUUACAUUGUAGCUCACUCCUAGGGUCUUCCAAAUAGUAAUCUUGCCUUACUUAACAUCCAUGAUGUAAAAUUAAAAAUUCAGAAAAAUUAACUCACUGUUAUUGUUACAUUUGCUCCCCAGGCAAUGGAGAACGUCACUACAGUGAGUGAGUUUCUCUUACUUGGCCUGACCAGUGUUCAGGAUCUGCAGCCUUUCUUCUUUGUGCUUUUCUUAAUCAUUUACUUGAUAAGCUUGGUUGGAAAUGGAGCUAUAUUGGUGAUCAUUAUUUUGGAGCCCAAACUCCACUCCCCCAUGUAUUUUUUCCUGGGAAACCUUUCUUGUCUGGACAUCUGCUAUUCUUCGGUGACACUGCCCAAGCUGCUUCUAACCCUCUUGUCCACUCGCAGGGUCAUAUCUUUCCUAGGCUGCAUCACUCAGCUACACUUCUUCCACUUUCUGGGCUGUUCUGAGGCCAUCUUGCUGGCCAUUAUGGGCUUUGACCGAUUCGUGGCCAUCUGCUACCCACUUCACUAUGCCGUGCUCAUGAACCACCAGGUGUGUGUCCUCUUGGCUGCCGUAGCCUGGCUCACCAGCUUCCUUUAUGCUCUGAUGCAUUCUGUCCUGACUGCACGCCUGAACUUCUGCCACUCUCUGAAACUCCACCACUUCUUCUGCGAUGUGAAGCCUCUCCUGGAACUGGCCUGUGGUGACACGCAGGUCAAUCAAUGGCUUAUUUCCAUCAUCACAGGUGGUAUUUCCAUGGGUGCCUUCUUCCUGACUCUUCUCUCUUACCUCUAUGUCGUUGGUUUCCUUCUGUUUGAGCAUCAGUCCUGCAGCACACUUCACAAGGCUCUGUCCACAUGUGCUUCGCACCUCAUGGUGCUGUGUCUUUUCUAUGGGCCUGUGGGCUUCACAUACAUCCGUCCAGCCUCAGCCACUUCCAUGGUUCAGGAUCGGAUGGUGGCUGUUAUAUACAGCGCAGUCACCCCAGUGCUGAACCCACUGAUAUACACUCUUAGGAAUAAGGAAGUGUGGUUGGCUCUGAAGAAGAUCUUCAGGAGGAAGUUUUGUUGAAAGACUGCCAGGAGCACCUCUGGGACUAACAGGGUAGAUGUCUGACGUCCAUUAAGAGUCAUCCCUUCGUUGUGGUGAAUGGUCUACUUGAUUUGUUUUUCUCUCAGGGAUUUGUAGCACUUGCCACUGUGUUCUGCACUUAUUUAUGUAUAAUCAUUCUUGGUUCAGUAUUUAUUCACUGAUUUACUUAAGAAAUGGUCAUUGAGCGUAUGUUAUAUCAGACAAUGUAGUAGGGGCAGAAAAUACAGGAGUGAGAAAAACUCCACAGUCUUGUGAAAAUCAGUUUAGUGUAAUGGGGACCACCCAACAAGCAAACCUGUAAGUAAACAUGUAAGGAUAAUAGUAUGGGAUUGAGAACUAAAAGGAGGUAGGAAGGAUGAGGAGCAAAUGGGAUGGGCACAUAUGAUAUAAUAAAGAAUUUAUGUGCUCUCUGUCCUGAGUUUCUGAAAUAGAGCUUCUAAAACUCUCAGAAUUCCCCAAGUGGCAGUGUCUUUGUUAUUCAUAAACCACUUGGAUCACACCUGGGGUUAUGCUCAUAAGAUGACCUUAUAUGGGCCCCAAGACAGCUUCAGGAUGGGGCUGGUCCUGCCAGAAACACCAACCAUAUGGCUAGAGGUUUGCAGCUUUGAGUCAUAGUGAUACAAACCUGACUUCCAGAGAGGAAGGAGGCUGGAGGCUGAGCUCAGCUACGUGGCCAGUGAUUCUGUCAGUCACACCUGUAUAACAGAACCUUAAUAAAAAGGAUACCAUGGCCAAACAACCUUCUUUGGUUGGCACUGUACACUUUGAACAUUGUGAUGGUUAUUUUUAUGUGUCAACCUGACUGGGCUAAGGGAUGCCCAGAGAGCUGGUAGAAUGUUAUUUCUGGGUGUGUCUGUGUGAGGGUGCUUCUGAAAGAGAUAAGUGUCUGAACUGGUAAACUGAGAAGCUGAGCCAAGAAGCCCCCCCCCCCCCCACGAAUGCAGAUGGGCAUCAUACAAUCCACUGAGGUCCUGAUUAGACUGAAAAGAUGGAAGAAGGGUGUAUGUUGAUAUUGAGCUAUUAUAACUAACCAAUUCUUAGUGGGUAGAAACACCACAUUUCCUUAGAUAUGUAAUUAACAGAGUAUCCAUCAGACAAGAUUCUGUACCAGACAGCAAGGUUGAAAUGAAAAUUAAGGGCAUCUGACUUGUGUGGGUUGAUGGUAAUGGAAAAUGGAUCAUAGGAUCUCCAGUUCUCUGAGUUCUUUGUCCAUGUUGGAUAUUAACAGCUUAUCAGAAAUGUACAGAGCAGUAGCAGAUGGCAGUGCAGCUCCAAUGAUGGAUGGGCCAAAGGGGGGACACAGGACAGAUUCCUGGGGGUUCUUCUUUUUUCCCCAAGUGGUGAAAUGUCUCUGAGGUGAUCCUUCUUAGCAUCAAGCUGCUCUGGAUGUGUAAUGGGAUGAAGCAGGUAAAAUUAUUCCUAUGCUUUCCUAUGUAGUUUGCUCAGUUAAGUUUUGGGGUAGUCAAAAUUUACAUGUUUGUGCUCCUAAGCCCCAUGUUGUCCAAGGUCAGCUGUAAAUGACAGACACUAACAAGAGAACAUAAAACUCAUCAAAACAACUUUGGGUUUUUGAAAAUGUAACCAAAAGUUGACAAUCCUUUACCUAGAUAAACCAAGAAAGAGAAGAUUCAAAUAAAUACAAGUAUAAAUUAAAGGGGAGACAAGCUUGAUACCACAAAAAUACACAGAGACUUAUGAACAGUUGUUCACUUUGGAUAGCUUAGAAAAAAAUGAAAAAAUUCCUAAAAACACACACCCUAAUCUGAACAGACCAAUGAUGAUUAAGGAGAUUACAGCAGGGUUAAAAGCCCUCCCCCAAAAGAUCAAUCAGCUCUACAGAUUUCUAUCAAACACUUAAAUAAGAAUUAAGUCAUUCCUCCUCAAAUUAUUCUAAGAGAAGGGAACACUUCAAAACUCAUUUCAUGGGCAAGCAUUAACCUCAACCAAAGCCAAACAAGUUACAGGCCAAUAUCCCUGAUAAAUACAGGGAUUUCCUCAGUAAAAUACUAGAAAAUGGGAUUCAACAGCAUUUGUAAAGGAUCAUACAGCAUUAUUAAGUGGGAUCAAUCCCUGGAUUGAAAGGGUGGUUCAAAAUACACAAAUCAGUAAAUGUGAUGCACCACAUUAACAGAAUGAAGGUUUAAAACUGUAUGUUCAUCUCAGUGAAUAAAGAAAAUGCAUUCGACAAAAUAUAAUAUCCUCAGAUCAGACUAGGACUUCAAUAUUCAGGUGAAUACCUGAUAGUGUAUUAUUGGAAAGUGAUGUCAUCAUACUGCCCACUAACAAAAAGAAAUCAGGGAUAAGUAGAUGUAUGAGUAGAUAAGAAAAAAUGAAAACAAUCAGCAUGAAAAUGGACAACAAACCUAACCUCAGUUAUUAGUAUUUAUUGAACAACUGGCCACAGACUAUUGUCACGCUGCUUGGUGCGACACAAGACUGAAAGCAUUACUCAGAGUCCAGAUGGUUUGAAAUGAUGAGAGGCUGGAGGGACUGCACCAAGAAAAACUUCCUUAAGCAAGAGAGGGCUGGGUAGCUCUCUUGUAUUUAUUGGGGAGUGAACAAUAGUAUGUGGAAAUGAAAGGAGAAACAUAAGUUAAUAAAUCAUGUGAGACAUACCAUGACUUAACUAUGUGAGUGUCUAUGCAUAUACAUUGGCAAACUCACGAAGAAUGCACGGGGCAAAGUAAGGGGUAAAGGUGGACUCAACCUUCCUUAGUAACCUGAGCAUUUCAUCCUGGAAAGAAAAACCCUUCUGCUUCUUCCAGCACAUCUUGUGUUCCCUUGGUUGAGCAGUUACUGUGUUCAGCACGUGCUGCAUUCAGCACGCACUGCUCUUGCCCUACUUUAUCUCUCCUGUCCUCUGUACUCCCACAGACUAUAUGAAAAACAUACAAUGUUCAUGGAGAACAUUUCCAGAAUUUAGUAAUUCAGGGAAUUAGAAACCAUAAAAAAUAAAAUUUCAGAUUUGGAAAACAAACAAAUAACCACAACGACAAGAAACACUAGAAAUUCCAGAAUGGAAAAUUUUAAGAACUCAAAUUAGGAGCUGAGCAGAUGGAUUUAAUAGCAGAUUAGACAUGCCUCUAGCAAAACUCAAGGAACUGGAUGUCACCAAGAACAAAGCGCAAAGAACGUACUGCACACAGAACAAAGAACAUGCCUUAAGCAAAAUUUGAACGUGGUGGUUAAAAAUAUGCCAAACUGGAGGUACCUGGGUGGCUCAGUUUGUUAAGUGUCCAACUUCUGCUCAGAUCAUGAUCUCAUAGUUUUUGUGAGUUCAAGCCCCGUGCCAGACUCAUGUUGACAGCUCAGAGCCUGGAUCCUGCUUUGGAUUCUGUGUCUCUCUCUCUCUGUCUCAAAAAUAAAUAAACUUAAAAAUAUUCCAAACUGGAAAACAUUAAUCAGUUCUUAAAAAGCCCAAGUAAACCCAGGCAUGACAAAUAAUAAAUUCUAUACACAAACAUAUUAUCUUGAGAUUGAAGAAGAGUGUGGCAAAAGAAAACUUAAAAACAAGAACAAUAACCUCCAAAAGAACCAUAGGAAGAUUGAAAGAUGAUUUUUUUCAACAGUAACAACAGACUAGAUUAUUUUUAAGAGAGUAAAAUAAUACCUUCAGUGGGUGAAAAAAAGAACUAGAAUCCUAGAAUUUUCUACAUAAUGCAGUAUUCUCAAAAAUGAAAGUUAAAUAAAGACAAUUUCAGAUAAAUACAAGUUGACAUCUCACUAGUAGCAAACAGGGCAGAAAAGGAUCACAAGUGGAUGGUUUCUAAGUAGGAUGAGAGAAUCAAGAAUUUAAAUAUGUUGGUAAAUCUAAAUGAAUGUGUACUGCAUAAAAUAAUAAUAAAGGUAGUAUGCUGUGAAGGUUGAAUUACUUAUAGAAUUAAUAUCCGUUACAGCAAUAGCCUUCUCCUGUUGGGAGAAAGUAAGUGGAAUUAGAAGGUCCCAAAGUAUUGUGCUGGAGGGGGGUAAAAUACCAACUAACAACUGAGUUUUAUCAACCAAGGAUGCGAUUUUUUGUUUAAGGCAUAACCACCAAUGACCAGGUAAAGAAUGUAUAGCUUCUAAAUUGAUAAAGGUUGUAAAUAAUUCAAAGUCUAUAAAAAGAGAGGAACAAAGGAAAGAAAAGGACAUAGGACAAGGGACAGAAAGAAAAUACAAAAUGAGAUAGGAGAUUUAAACUCCCAAAUACCAGUUCUUACUUUAAACUUAAAUGGAUGACGUACUUCAGUUAAAAGGCCAGAGUGUCAGGCUGGUAGGAAAAAAUCCCUGACAAGUCGAUGUUGCUUACAAGAGCUACAUCAUCCCAACCAGAAAGGUGCAGAAAAGCUAAAUGUAAAAGACAAUGAAAGUUAUAUCAUGCAAAUAUUAACAAAAGGAAAGGUUGUAUAUCUAUAUUUAUAGCAGAACACAAUUUUUAGGAUGAAUGGUAUUAUCAGAAUGUGAUGGUUAUAUUUAUGUGUCAACUUGACUGGGCCAUGGUUUUCUCAGAUAGCUGGCAAAAUAUCCAAAUAUGCUGGAUGUUUCUAUGAAGGUGUUUUUGUAUGAGAUUCACAUUUAAAUUGGUAGACUUGUAAAGUAGACUGACAUCUGUAAUGUGGGUGGGCCUCAUGUAACCAGCUGAAGGUCUGAAAAGAACAAAAGGCUGACUCUUCCUAAGCAAGAGACUUCUCCUGCCUGAGAGCCACUGAAUGGGGACAUCAGUGCCAACUGCUGGCUGUCAGACUUGAACUGGGUGCAGCUUGUGGACUUGAUGGCCUCCAUAAUGACGCUGGCCAAUUCCUUAUGAAAAAUUUCUUGAUGGAUAGAUAGAUAGAUGAUAGUUAUAGAGGUGAUAGAUUAUCAAUAGAUAGAUGAUAGAUAGGUGAUAGAUUAUCAAUAGAUAGAUGAUAGAUAGAUGGGUAGAUAGGUGACAGGAUAGAUAGAUGAUAGAGACAUAUAAAAUAAUAACACACACACACACACACACACACACACACACACACACACACACAUAUGCUCUGUUCUGAUUCUCUGGAUAACCUUGAUUCAUGCCCAGGGAUAAAGAUCGCUAAAAAUCAAUGUAUAUUGAUUCAUCUGUAAAAUGAAACAAUUCUAAAGUUGUAUGCUCCUGUUUUUAAGUGGCCUCAAAAUAUAUAAACAAUCUACAACACCAAUAUCAAAUACACAUACAUUUACAAUUACAUGGUGAAAAUGUUACAUUUCACUCAGUAACUGUUAAGACAAGCAGACUAAAACGAGUAAAGAUUAAAAUUUGAACUAUAAUUACAGAUGAGUUCAUCAUGAUCAUCAUAGGACAUUAAAUUCAAUGAUUCAGAGUAUGUAUUUUUCAAAAGGCACGUGGAAUAUUUGUAAAAAUUGACUAUACA
Messenger RNA from Felis catus (domestic cat), 7799 nucleotides. RefSeq names its product olfactory receptor 12D3. Lineage: Eukaryota; Metazoa; Chordata; Mammalia; Carnivora; Felidae. The record is from RefSeq and is a predicted model, not a curated record. Gene Ontology annotation, biological process: G protein-coupled receptor signaling pathway. Gene Ontology annotation, cellular component: membrane. The coding region runs from base 1483 to 2412 and encodes 309 amino acids. The transcript has a single exon. Gene Ontology annotation, molecular function: G protein-coupled receptor activity; olfactory receptor activity.